AUGCGAGUACCCUACGAUCCGAUCCUUCCACUACACGCACGACUGCGCAGGGAGCGAGCGCGCCCCCCAGCUCCAGUCCAGCUCGAUGGAAAUCUCUACGACGUGAUGGGCGUGAGCCCCUCGAACGAACUACUCCUGCGAGACCAGCGCGCUGUGCACCAGGACAUGCGCAUAGAGCAAUUCGCCGGCCGUCCUGCGAUUUUGGAUGAUGUGCCGUGGCGUGUUGUAUCGCUGGAAGCUGCACCGGAUAUGCAUAUGCUAGACACAACGCUGCAACUGAUUAACCCGCGAGAUCCGCCGUCGAGGUUCACGGUGGCCAGUGCUGAUCUGACGCGGGUGUUGUUUCCGAGUGAGAAUGGCUUGCAUGUUCUGGGGCCGUUGAAGCAUGGGAUUAUACGGAUGGAAUCUAUGGUACCGCGGACGGAGAAGCGGAUGCCACUGAGCUGUGGCGAUCGGUUCGAGGCUCGACUCCGUGGAUCUGAGCUGGACGGUCCGUAUAUGAUCAGGGUGGGAGAUGGUGGCCAGCUGGUUGCUACUGGUAUACCUUAUAACGGGUCUGAGCGGAGUAUUGCAAUUGACCCAGCCCAAGUUGCACCGCGCUAUGAGAGCGUGAUGUCUCUUGACUUCGAGGCGAGCUUUGACGUCGAUGCUUUCUUGUUCCGAGAAGACGAGCUGCGUGGCCAGGCCACGAUUGUUGGGAGAAGACGGAAUGGCAGAUGCUCGCUGGAUCCGCUGCUGGGGAGCCUGCCUCCUGGCACAUUCCCUCUAUUGACCAACGGUGCCGAGCAUCUCGCCGUGUUUGAACGGUUCAUUCGGGACCAUGCGCGGCCUGGGGUGGACAGCGACGGUACACCUCGCAGGCUGACCGUGUUCAACCUGUCAAUGAGCAACCAGGGCGAUGCGCGCCCUGUUCUCAACGCGCUGAUAGACUUUCGAAUCCAGAACCCCGACGCUGAGAUGUCGAUUGUUGCGUCGAAGCUCGGACCGACCGAGUUCCAGGAAUCCCCCGAGUAUCACCUGUAUUUAAAAGUCCUCGCUGAUAACGAUAUCCAUGUGAACAUGUUUACUACGCCAGCCGGUGGACCACGCCAGGUCAUGCACGCCAAGGGCAUCAUCAUCGACACCCAUGUGCUCUUCAGCACCGGAGCCCGGUACACAGACGAGGCUAUCCACGAGGACGCAACGGACGAGCGUCGCGCCGAGCUGGCAUCCGAACUCGCGAGUCUCGGAGUCGUCAUAAACGACCCAGUCGCCGGCCUGACGUAUAUCAGCCGUGCCCAGGACGCCCUUAUUCGAGGCGCCUCGCGACAGUUGAUGGUCAGCAUCUCCGAGCUCGUCGACCCCAGGGUAACGCAGACGCUGAUCGACCGCGCCGCGAACGGCGUGGACGUACAUCUGCAAGUCCGCGAAGUCGACUCUACAUCGGCGCGACUUCUCACAGAUGCUCUUCUGAAGUAUCCGCAGAACCUACGCGUCGAGGACACGAGCUGGUGGGAGCCGCGGCCGCAUUUCAAUACCAUCGUCGCGGACGGGGAUACGGCGUACCUUGGGACUUCGUAUCUAUGGCCGACGCAGUGCCAUAUGGUGCACCAGGGUCGGUCGUUGGAGAAUGGUGUGCUGCUCCAGGGUGAUGCUACGGCGAGUGUGCUUAUGCAGCUUGACCAGCUGCGGGCCCGGGCUUAUGGCAAUGAGGAUAUUUGCCCGGUGUCUGUGGAUGAGGCGUUGGAUGCGUGGAGGGUGCAGCGGGGUAUAACCAAGCCCUGUAUCUUUCCCAAGUAUACCAUCUGUCUGGAGGCGUGGCCGUCGUUAACGGGGAGUCAGACGCUGGCUGUUUGA
Aspergillus versicolor CBS 583.65 is the source of this 1836-nucleotide messenger RNA. RefSeq lists its product as uncharacterized. The coding region runs from base 1 to 1836 and encodes 611 amino acids. The transcript is spliced from 2 exons. The record is from RefSeq and is a predicted model, not a curated record. Lineage: Eukaryota; Fungi; Ascomycota; Eurotiomycetes; Eurotiales; Aspergillaceae.